Ruditapes philippinarum (Manila clam) is the source of this 1357-nucleotide messenger RNA. RefSeq lists its product as uncharacterized. The annotation marks the transcript as partial. The record is from RefSeq and is a predicted model, not a curated record. NCBI's taxonomy places the organism in Eukaryota, Metazoa, Mollusca, Bivalvia, Venerida, Veneridae. The transcript is spliced from 3 exons.
UGGGGCCUCAAGAUAAUAAGUCGUGGCCACGAGAUAAAAUAAAACUGCAAAUGUCACCUCUAUGCCAAUAUAUUAAGUCGUGGCCACGAGAUGAUAAGUCGUGGCCACAAGAUAAUAACUCGUGGCCACGAGAUAAUAUCUUGAGGCCACAAGAUAAUAAGUUGUGGCCACGAGAUAAAAUAAAACUGCAAAUGUCACCUCUAUGCCACCGUACAUGCUUAUCUGAGUAAGAUAUUCAUAGAAAUAAACUGUUUUAAUUUAGAUCCAUUAUGAGGCAAAGAACCCCACCCACACCCUGACAGAAGAGGCUCCAUGCCUUGACACCCAGGAGCAGACUACAGUGUUUGAUAUCAGUGGGCCUCUAACAGCAACACCAUUACAACUGCCAGAUGAUUGUGUAAAUUUGGAAACUUGGGCAACAGUCGCAAGCAAUGCCCAGACAUUCCAAGUGCCCCAAGUGUACCAUGUUCAGUGCCAGACACCAGCUUUGUGGACUGCUGACAAAGUAAGAGCACCACAGGUUUCUUGUGGAACACAGACAGAAUGGGAGCAAGAUCUUCAAAAUGACUUGAAGAUACCCACACCAACUACUAGUGUGUGCGAGGACAGCUUCCUCUCUGGUUUGAAUCAUUCGCGAGAAGAUGAAAGUUUGGAUGUAACAUGGGAGCCAUCACAUGAUGAUGAUGGAGACAGUGAUGAUUGUGAACAAAUGGAGAGGGAAGGAAGUCAGAGCCAGGUGGCUAGCCGAAAAUUUAUUGUUUCAGAGACAUGUUUAAAUAAAUUGUUAAGUAAGUGCUCAACAUGUAACAAGCCUGUUGUUGUAGAUAAAAUAGUGAAAGGCUGCCUUCUUGUAUGCACUAAGACAUGCAGUUACUGCAAUGAGACAGACACAUGGGAAAGUCAGCCAACAUUUGGUGGGUUGGCUGAAGGACACUUAGACCUCUCAGCAGCCAUCAUGUUUUCGGGCAGUACAACUGCCAAGUUCCUCAGAGCUUUAAGGUUUGCUGGGAUUUCAUGCUUCAAUGAUAGCACGUUUUAUAACAUUCAGAAGCAUUAUUUAUCUCCAUCAAUUGAGCAUGUCUGGAAAACACACCAAAACAAACUUAUCAACGACAUCCGUGGUAGAGGUUCUCCACUUAUUCUUGGAGGGGAUGGACGGUGUUGCUCGCCAGGACACACAGCAAAGUAUGGCACAUACAGUGUGAUGGAUCUGGACUCCGGGAAGAUUCUAGACAUACAAUUAGUACAGAGUAAUGAGGUAAAAAAUUCACAUGCAAUGGAGCUGGAAGGACUCCAGAGAUCUUUGUCAUUCCUGCUUGACGAUUGCAAGCUUUUAAUUUCUCACCUUGUGACAGAC